Molecule: messenger RNA, 2017 nt
Organism: Cryptomeria japonica (Japanese cedar)
Lineage: Eukaryota; Viridiplantae; Streptophyta; Pinopsida; Cupressales; Cupressaceae
Product: IAA-amino acid hydrolase ILR1-like 1
Exons: 6
Coding region: 344-1756 (470 amino acids)
Biological process (GO): auxin metabolic process
Cellular component (GO): endoplasmic reticulum
Molecular function (GO): IAA-Ala conjugate hydrolase activity
Source: RefSeq, a predicted model, not a curated record
AAUUGUAGUUAUGUUGGCUGGCUGCUACUACUAGGAAUUAAAGCAACUGAGCUAAAUUUGAGACAUCCUAUUUGAAAUUUUGCCUGGUUUACAUUUUGUUUUUCUAAUAAUUCGAAGCCAACGAACUGUAAUCCGAGUACAUAGAGGUUACCAGGGCACCAGGCAUGGUUCACCUGGAAAAGGCCUGAUCUUUGCUUUCCUUUCAUCAACUUCUCAGGGCACCAGGCAUGGCGAACCUGAAAAAAAUCUGGUCUUUCUAUUUCCUUUUAUAAACUGCUUAUUGCACCAGGCAUGUUGAACCUGAGAAAGAUCCGACCUUUCAUUUUACUUCAUAUACUCCUCAAUGCAAGUGAUCAAUCACAUGGCUACCUGUUGGUGGAUUGCCAUUGUUUUUAUAUGGGUGGGUAGUGUUGCGUGGGGUUUGAACUUGGAUCUUCUCGAUUGUGAAAAUUCAGACGAUGCAUAUCCCUCAGCCACAAAUGGCUUCGGCAUCUCAUAUCAAGAAGAUGAUGAAGUGAGUAUGCAAGAGAUUUUGAGGGCUGCAAAAAGACCAGAGAUCUUCAAUUGGCUUACAGGCAUACGCAGAAGGAUACACGAGAACCCUGAACUUGCAUAUCAAGAGUUCGAAACCAGUGCACUCAUACGAAGUGAGCUGGAUCAAUUGGGCAUAAAGUAUAGGUGGCCUCUUGCAGAAACAGGUGUGGUAGCCUCCAUAGGCUCUGGAGGUCCCCCUUUUGUGGGUAUCAGAGCUGAUAUGGAUGCUCUCCCUAUUCAGGAGGCAGUUGAGUGGGAGCACAAAAGCAAAAUUCCGGGAAAAAUGCAUGCCUGUGGGCACGAUGCACAUGUGACCAUGCUUCUGGGUGCUGCAAAGAUAUUACAGGAGCGAUGGCAGAUGUUGCAGGGAACUGUUGUCCUAAUCUUUCAACCAGCAGAGGAGGGACGUGGUGGUGCAAAAAGAAUGAUAGAAGAUGGGGCAUUAGAGAAUGUAGAAGCUAUGUUCGGAAUGCAUGUCGCCAGCCAUUAUCCAACUGGUGUUAUUGCUUCCAAGCCUGGGCCUUUAUUGGCAGGGUGUGGUUCCUUCAAGGCAGUCAUAACUGGAAAGGGAGGACAUUCAGGAAUUCCUCAACAUGCAAUUGAUCCUAUUCUGGCAGCUUCUGCUUCUAUUGUUAGUCUUCAGCAACUUAUUUCCCGGGAAGCUAACCCCUUGGACUCGCAGGUGGUAACAGUAGCUACAUUCGAUGGGGGUGAUGCCUUUAAUGUAAUUCCGGACUCAGUUACAAUUGGUGGCACAUUCCGUGCCAAUUCAAAUGAGAGUCUUUACAGACUCAAGCAGAGAAUAGAUGAAAUAAUUGUAGGUCAAUCCCUUGUCCACAGGUGCACCUCAAGUGUGGAUUUCUUAGAAAAAGAAUAUCCAUUUUAUCCACCUACUGUCAAUGACAGAAAUAUGUAUGAUCAUUGGCGUAAAGUUGCAGCUGAUUUAGUGGGUGCAGAUAAUCUGGAAGUCAUGGCCCCUCGCAUGGGUGCAGAAGACUUCUCUUUCUAUUCAGAGACUAUACCUGGAGCUUUCUUUUUCAUUGGAAUGAAAAAUGAGACAGUUGGAUCUACUCAUGCAGGGCACUCUCCAUUCUUUACUAUUGAUGAAAACGUUCUCCCACUUGGUGCUGCAAUGCAUGUUGCUAUAGCCGAAAGAUAUCUCAAUGACGUCAAAUCAAAGGUUGCUCGCUCUUUAGAACAGUCUUUUCCCAAUGAAAUUUGAGCACAAAUGGUGGUCAUAAUACUUUGGGUAUAUGGGAGUAUGGUGCUUCAAACACAGAUUCUACAUUGCACUGUAUUGAAUAUCAUGAAUUAUCCUCUUUCAUGAAAUCUUAUGGUGCCCAUAGACUAAGCAUUGCGAUCAAGAAUGGUGACAAUUUGAAUUCUUUAACACUAAUUCAUAGUGUACGCUAGAUUUUCACAGUUAAUAAGCAUGAUAGUAACAAGAAUGACAGUAAGAGCUUUUGGAACACAGUUUUCCUUA